UAUUACCAUUAAUCAAUUUUCGCUUUUGCAAGACUAGAUUUGGCAGCAAUAAUUCGAUCUGCAAUUCGUCCGCCUCGACCAGAGAGUUCCCUCGCCAUUGCUUCUUGUGCGUUCAAUUUCCCUCGCCAUUAAUUCCAUUCUGCAGCACUGUUAAUGCUCCUCCUCGUUCGUUUAAUUUCACUUCAAGAAGUGAAAUUGGCGAUUGGUACGUCUGAUUCCAGUGAUUAUCAAUUCUAAAAAAGCGUUAGUCGAGAGAUGAGUUAAGAGUGAUUGAUUGAUUGAGCGAUGGGGCGCGGGAUCUCUGUGUUGAUUCAACCCAGGAGUCUGCUGAUUUUCGUCGCGGUUUUAGCUCUGAUAUUUUUCGCUUCUUCAUUCUCUCGACAGGAGGUAGAGAAUGCAGAAGAAGUUCAUGAAAUCACCCAUAGAGUAUUUUUGGAUGUUGACUUAGAUAAACAACGAUUAGGGAGAAUCACAAUUGGAUUAUAUGGUCAAGUGGUGCCGAAGACUGUUGAGAAUUUUAGGGCUUUGUGCACAGGUGAGAUGGGUAAAGCUGCUAAUGGAGUAGUUCUUCACUAUAAAGGAACUCCAUUUCAUCGUAUUAUACCUGGAUUCAUGAUACAAGGAGGAGAUAUCGUUUCUGGAAAUGGGAAAGGAAAUCAAUCUAUAUACAGCGGUACCUUCCGUGAUGAGAAUUUCAAGUUGAAGCAUACACAUGCUGGGACAGUGUCUAUGGUUAAUUCAGGCCCCGAUUCCAAUGGUUCCCAGUUUUUUAUCACAACAGUGAAGGCGUACUGGUUGGAUGGUGAGCAUGUUGUUUUUGGCAAAGUGAUUGAUGGAAUGGACACGGUGUAUGCAAUCGAGGGCAGUGCAGGAACCUACAGUGGGAAGCCUAGGAAGAAGGUGAUUGUCUCUGAUUCUGGGGAAAUACCCAAAAGCAAGUGGGACGAGGACAGCCGACUUCCAGUCACACAACGAUAAGAAAAGAUUCAAAAAAAAGUACCGAAAAGUUCAACUUACUCUUUGGUAUAAUCUGUUGUAUGUCUCUGUGCCAAAAAUUCUAUACAGUUGAUAAACGAUAUAUAUAUAUAUAUAGCUCAGCUUUUGCUUCUUGGGAACACUUUAAUGUAUGUUCUUUUGAUUACUUUUUCGGAAACUGAUUUAUAUUUGUUAUUGUAGAAAAGAAGGGUUGAGUAAAUUAAUGAAUAGCCGGAUUUUGGUUUC
Messenger RNA from Andrographis paniculata, 1221 nucleotides. RefSeq names its product peptidyl-prolyl cis-trans isomerase CYP21-1. NCBI's taxonomy places the organism in Eukaryota, Viridiplantae, Streptophyta, Magnoliopsida, Lamiales, Acanthaceae. Gene Ontology annotation, cellular component: intracellular membrane-bounded organelle. Gene Ontology annotation, biological process: protein folding; protein peptidyl-prolyl isomerization. The coding region runs from base 286 to 978 and encodes 230 amino acids. The transcript has 7 exons. The record is from RefSeq and is a predicted model, not a curated record. Gene Ontology annotation, molecular function: peptidyl-prolyl cis-trans isomerase activity.